CGCACCAUAAAUAGAUUGAUAUAUAUAUAUAUAUAUAUAUAUUAUCUAAUAAUUAAUUAAUAUCAUUCCACUUUGUCGUCUAUAUAAUAUUAUACAUUUGUGUAUCACUAGCUUAAAAAUAAAAAAAAAAAAAAUUGAAAAAAUUAUAAUGUUGGGACGUAGACAUGCCUAUUAAUAGGGGCUCAAAGCAACGCCUCCUCUUCUCCUCUGAUGUACUCCCUCCCAUCAUCCAUGGCAAACAGCAAAGUUCUACACGUGGCUGUCUUUCCAUGGCUGGCCAUGGGCCAUCUCAUCCCCUUCCUCCAACUAUCCAAGCUUUUAGCCCAGAACGGUCACAAAGUCUCUUUCCUAUCUACUCCCAAAAACAUCCUUAAACUCCCCAAAAUACCCUCCAACCUCUCCUCUCUCAUCGACCUCAUCCCUCUCCCCUUCUCCCACCUCCCCUCCGACCUCCCUCUCCACGCCGAGUCCUCCACCGAAGUUCCUUACUCCAUGCAACAAUUACUAAAAAGGGCCUUCGAUUCCCUCCAAUUACCACUUUCGUCCUUCCUUCGAUCUUCCCCUCCCGAUUGGGUUGUUUACGAUUAUGCCCCCCACUGGCUUCCCCAGCUAGCCAAGGACCUCGGCGUCUCCUGCGCUUUCUUCAGCCUCUUCAACGCAGCCAAUCUCGCUUUCAUCGGACCGCCGUCUGUGUUGAUCGACGGUGGAGAUUUAAGAACGAAAGCUGAGGACUUUGCUGUAGUCCCUGACUGGGUGCCAUUCGAGUCCCAUGUGGUGUACCGGAUCUAUGAGAUGGCCAAGUACUUUGAGGGCGCCAGUAUUUACGAGCCGACCACCCCUGAUACGGUGCGUUUCGGUGUUGCCGUGGAAGGGAGUGACGUAGUGGCUGUUCGGAGCUCUCCAGAGUUCGAACCGGAGUGGUUCGGUUUGCUUCGGGAGCUUUACCGGAAACCGGUUGUCCCGGUGGGGUUUCUACCUCCGGAGGUGAUAGAAGAGGACGAGGAGGUCAAAGGCAAUGAUAAAUGGAUUGGUGUUAAGGAGUGGUUGGACCAACAAAAAGUCAAUUCCGUGGUUUACGUUGCGUUUGGGACCGAGGCAAAUCUGAGUCGGGACGAGCUCAGCGAGUUGGCCACUGGGUUGGAACUGUCCGAGUUACCAUUCCUUUUGGUGUUGAGGAACUUUUCUGGGUCAGAUCAAACGGAGCUGGAGAUGCUACCGGAUGGGUUCGUGGAGCGAGUUAAGGAUCGAGGAAUGGUCUACGUUGGUUGGGCUCCACAGAUGAGGAUACUGAGCCACGACUCGGUCGGCGGAUUCCUGACUCACUGUGGUUGGAACUCGGUGAUUGAGGGACUCGGGUCGGGUCGAGUUUUGAUCCUUCUGCCAUUGGUCAAUGACCAAGGAUUAAAUGCUAGGUUGUUAACUGGUAAAGGACUCGGGCUUGAGGUGCCUAGGAAGGAACCGGAUGGGUCAUUCACAAGUGACUUGGUGGCUGAGUCAGUGAGGUUGGCAAUGGUAGAGGACUCAGGGGAGCCAUUGAGGGAGAAGACAAAGGAAAUUAGAGGCAUGUUUGGAGAUAGGAAUAGAAAUGACCAAAACGUGGAAGAAUUCAUUCAUUUUCUCAAGGAGAAUAGGAGGAAAUGAAAGUUGACUUGUUGGGGAUGGAAUUGAAAACAAGGAUAUUUAUUUUUCAAGCUUUUGAUUUUUAGACCCAUAUGUGGGGUCUACGUCAUUGUGAGUUUUUUUUUUUUUUUUUAAUUAUGAAAAUUAAAAGUCAAAGUGGAGUUUACUUCUCAAAACGGAAAAAAAAAAAAAAAAUGAAAUGAAAAUUACUUGUUAGCGAUGUAAAUGAAUAAAGAUAAACCGAGUCAAAUAUUAGGAUUUUCAAGUUUAACUCACAUAUUACAAGUAAUCAAGCUCGACUUGAGCUUAUAAAAUUUGAAAAUUCAUUGUUCAAAA
Ziziphus jujuba (common jujube) is the source of this 1956-nucleotide messenger RNA. RefSeq names its product UDP-glycosyltransferase 91C1. Gene Ontology annotation, molecular function: UDP-glycosyltransferase activity. The coding region runs from base 211 to 1641 and encodes 476 amino acids. The transcript has a single exon. The record is from RefSeq and is a predicted model, not a curated record. Lineage: Eukaryota; Viridiplantae; Streptophyta; Magnoliopsida; Rosales; Rhamnaceae.